Messenger RNA from Trichophyton rubrum CBS 118892, 1501 nucleotides. RefSeq lists its product as uncharacterized. Gene Ontology annotation, biological process: protein folding. The record is from RefSeq and is a predicted model, not a curated record. Bases 239 to 955 code for a protein of 238 amino acids. NCBI's taxonomy places the organism in Eukaryota, Fungi, Ascomycota, Eurotiomycetes, Onygenales, Arthrodermataceae. Gene Ontology annotation, cellular component: cytoplasm. The transcript has 3 exons.
UUAUAUAUUUAUAUGCCAGGGAGAGAAAGGAGGCUUGAUAUUGGGGGGAGGUUAACUGAGACAAACAAGACAAACACUCCACAUGCGGUAGCAGGCACUAGCGUUCUGAUGUCACUUAGCGUGGCUCGCGAUAAGCCGCAAAUUCAGGCAUCAAAAGGAUCGCGAAGAGAACACCUCCCAGAAGAGCAUUUUGUGUCUAUAUAUAUAUCUGGUCUUUUUUAUCUGACACGAUUUCAAAAUGGAUAUGCCCGUGAAUGUACCCAUCGAUGACCCAAAUGCUGACACAGAAUGGAACGACAUUCUUCGGAAACAUGGAAUUAUACCAGAAAAGCCUCCAUCUCCUACUCCAAUUAUAGAAGAAGCAAUCGAGAAGGCCCGUCAGCUUGAGCACGAGAACCGGUUAGAGAACAAGACUUUGGACGAACUCGAUGCCCUGGAGGAUGAAGAAGAUGAGGAAUUCCUAGAGCAAUACCGGAAAAAGCGGUUUCAGGAAUUGUCUCGAAUACAACAGACGAGCAUCCACAACCAAGUCUACCCGCUUCAAAAACCCGACUACGCCAAAGAUGUGACCGAAGCAUCUUCAAAAUACUUUGUGCUAGUGCACCUUACCUCCUCGCUGGGAAACAAUAUAGAAUCCCAGAUACUCACCGAUAUAUGGAGGCAACUAGCCGCCAAGUACGGGGAUAUUAAAUUCUGCGAGAUGCGCGCUGACCUGUGCAUUGAGGGGUACCCCGAAAGAAACACACCUACCAUACUCGUCUACAAGGACGGGGACAUCAAGAAGCAGAUCAUCACACUACGAGAACUGAACGGAACACGGACUCGAGCCGAGGAUGUGGAAAAAGUGCUUGUUGAGUUGGGUGCGUUGGACGAACAUGAUAGCCGGUUGAAGAAUGCAUCUAGUACACCGAAGCCGGCAGAGAAAGAUGAGGAUGAUUACGACGACUGGGAUUGAUAUUGAAAGAGACUCUAUGUUUCUGCUUUUUUGCAAUAUGCUCCUCCCCUUACCCUCUCUUGGCCUUUUGUGAGUAUGUGUAUUAUAUACGAUUCUGGUUAGGUAAAAGAAGAUUCAAAUGGAGCCUGGGCAAGGGUGCGGUCUCUCAAAUCGAUAGUUUACGGUUGAAAGGGCCAAUCUUCCCUGCACCAAUGUGCAAGCAUGGGUGAUGGCUCCGGGGGCAAAUGACGAUUAUGAUUCCUGACCGUGAUAUAACUGUCAACUACAUACCUGUUCCUUGUCUCCAAGGUCAUAGCGUGCAUUCGAUCGGAUCACAUGGAAAGCUAGCAUCGCAUCUCAUCCAUGUUUCAACUAUUGGAAAUCAACCGUUGAUAGUCCCCAGUUGUAUGUAAGUGCAUCCCGAGGACGUCCUUGCGCAUUGUCGAUGUUGUGGCUGAGCGGCAGACUGUGACUACGGCCAUCUAGCCAGGAUACAGGGUAUUUGGGCUUCAGCCAGGGGUCCUGCGGAGAACCCUGGAGAGAAGAUGAAGGCCCGAAUGUCAUGGC